AUGUAUGUUACUGCAGGCUGCACUGUGGAAAGCAGUGGUGAAACAUUGUAUAUCACAGCACAUAAAGGGGAGUCAGUAAUGCUGCCCUGCCACUGCACUGACCUACACCCCACACCUCAGAGAUUCACCUGGAAAAAAUACAAGACAAACAAAAACAAAACCACAUGGGAAGUGAUAUCCAGUGAGAGUGGUCAGUACAGAAACAGAGUUCAGCUGGUUAAUGGUCACUCUCCAGGAAAUCUCUCUCUACUCAUAUCACACCUGACUGAAGAGGAUGGAGGAAGUUACCAGUGUAAAGUCAAAGAGAGUGGACACAUCUUCAUCAGACUCACUAUUGAAGACUGCACUCUGGAGAAGAGUGAAGCACUACUGCGUAUCACAGCAUGUACAGGAGGGUCAGUACUGCUGCCCUGCUACUGUACUGACCUACACACCAGACCUGGGAGAUUCACCUGGAGGAAAUACAGCACAAACAGAGAUACAUAUGAAGAGAUAUCCAGUGAGAGUGGUCAGUACAGAAACAGAGUUCAGCUGGUUAACGGUCACUCUCCAGGAAAUCUCUCUCUACUCAUAUCACACCUGACUGAAGAGGAUGGAGGAGAUUACAGGUGUGACCUCACAGGAACUGAAGGCACAGACAUCAGACUCACUGUUGAAGAAUCUCCACAGUCUCUGCCCUUCAUCCCCUUUGCCUUGGUCACUGUGAUCUUUCUCCACAUUAUAGUAGCUGUGGUCUAUCACACCAAGAGAGAUCUUACCAGAGUUCACUACCGUAAUGAUGGUGGGGAUGGAGUGGUCAGUCUGGAGUAG
This is a messenger RNA of Colossoma macropomum (tambaqui), 810 nucleotides long. Its product is annotated as cell surface A33 antigen-like. The record is from RefSeq and is a predicted model, not a curated record. The transcript has 4 exons. Gene Ontology annotation, cellular component: external side of plasma membrane. Gene Ontology annotation, biological process: T cell costimulation; positive regulation of T cell proliferation; immune response. NCBI's taxonomy places the organism in Eukaryota, Metazoa, Chordata, Actinopteri, Characiformes, Serrasalmidae. Bases 1 to 810 code for a protein of 269 amino acids.